Molecule: messenger RNA, 1524 nt
Organism: Ogataea polymorpha
Lineage: Eukaryota; Fungi; Ascomycota; Pichiomycetes; Pichiales; Pichiaceae
Exons: 1
Coding region: 11-1060 (349 amino acids)
Source: RefSeq, a predicted model, not a curated record
CCCCCCGUCAAUGAAAGAAACGUAUAGGAAUAUCAUUGAGGUUGAUAAAAAACGCCUGCUAGUGGACUUGAGCUACGCAAAAACAGUAUGUACCAAACCAGGUUUUUACCUGUUUGAUGAAACGUUUCGUUCUGUUUUGGGCUUAUCUCCUGAAUUGACCUGCCUCGAGACACGGGAUUUCCGAUUCGCUCACGAGGCUGGAGUUUACCACAAGGGGACAAAUUCGAUAUAUUUCACAUCAAAUUACAGCUUUGGUAGCCCCAUCAAACUUUUCGCGGUGCAUUGUGAAUCUUACGAGGUUGAGGAACUUAGUUAUCCUGAGGUGAUCCAAGCAAACGGCGCUUGUCAGCAUAAAGGAAACAUUCUCUAUUGUGCGCAGGGUGACUUGACACAUCCAUCAUCACUGGUGGAGGUCAAUCCUGUCACCGGUGAGACUAAAACACUAAUCAAUAAUUUCUUUGGGAGGGAAUUCUCUUCGAUAAAUGACGUUGUGGUGCAUCAUGGAACUGGUGAUAUAUGGUUUACGGAUCCGACCUACGGAUUCGAGCAAGGAUUCAGAAAGGAAGCCAUGCUCCCAAACCAAGUCUACAGAUUCAAUCCAGAGACCGGUGAACUUUGCGUGGUUGCGGACCAGUUUGAUAUGUGCAACGGACUCUGCUUUAAUCACGAUUAUACAAAAAUGUAUGUUACCGACACUGGUGCCGUGAAGAUGAGCAAAACCUCUGGAUGUUUUGUUCAUAAUCCCAGAAGUCCAAGCGUAAUUUACGAAUAUGACGUUGUUAAUAAAAAACGCCUAUUUAACAAGCGUGUUUUUGCGUUCUGUGAUGAUGGAAUUCCAGACGGCAUAAAGUGCGACGUCCAUGGAAAUGUGUACUCAGGUUGUGGGCAUGGAAUUCAUGUGUGGAAUCCUGAUGGGAUUCUCAUAGGGAAAAUCAUUACUGGAGAGGUCUGUGCUAACUUCUGUUUUUCUGCAAGCGGGAUGUGGAUAUUCUCAGAGUUCCACUUGUUUUUUUGCAGCUUGGGUACCAAAGGGGCCCUAGUAAAUGUGGAGUGCUAUUGAAUGCAGAUAUUUAUUUAUGUCCUCAUUAAGCUUGACAAAGACUACACUGUGCUCACAAUCUGAUUAUCACCUCCACCUGGCAAGUGCUGAUCUGGAAAUUUAGUUCAACACUGUUUGCACCUCUCCUUAGCCCUUUUAGCUAUGCAUGUAAUCGCCAUGCAGAGAUCAAGGGAUCGAUAUCGCUAAGCUCGAUGCAUGUACAAUAAAGACAACAUAAUCAGUCACGGUGGCCACAUUAGAUGUUACGAAAAACUAACUAGCUCUUCUAAUCCAUCUAUAGUCCAAGUUUGUAAUUGCUUAAUUAGAUAAUGACCAUUACUAAACUUAUAAAGUUAGUUAAUGCUGGAACUUUAUUUCACGAUGAGUCUGACAACGUUAUCUUCCAAGAGUUGCUCACUGAUCAGCUUAUUCUCAAUCAGCAGAGAUACAAAACAUGAUAAGAUUAUCGCAUAUUUCCAGACAAU